ACACAGCAAAGAAUGAUGUUGAAGCAGAUGAUGAAUUAAACUUUCCCAGCGAUGUGAAGAAUACAAUUGAUUAUGAUUCUGUGUCUAAUGAAAUCAAGGAAAAAAUUGCCUUCACUCCGGAAUAG
Paraglomus occultum is the source of this 125-nucleotide messenger RNA. Lineage: Eukaryota; Fungi; Glomeromycota; Glomeromycetes; Paraglomerales; Paraglomeraceae. The record is from the annotation of a GenBank genome assembly.